Molecule: messenger RNA, 1275 nt
Organism: Cladophialophora immunda
Lineage: Eukaryota; Fungi; Ascomycota; Eurotiomycetes; Chaetothyriales; Herpotrichiellaceae
Exons: 2
Coding region: 1-1275 (424 amino acids)
Source: RefSeq, a predicted model, not a curated record
AUGGUUCGCGCCCGUAUUCAAGUGGCUCAACCCAUGUUUCAUGACGCUCCGUUGCUUGAUCCUGACGGAAUUGCGCCCAGCAUUAGCGGCCAUAUCUGCCACCUCAGAGGCCGAGUUAGCGCUCUGGAAACAUGCGUACGAGAUCGUGCCUUUAACUCUGUGCAGCUAUGUUUCAAAGGCGUCAUCACGUCUUCUAUUGAUUCCAGAUCCGCCACGGAGAACUUUGUCGUCUUGACCAAUACGAAGACACGCUGCGAUUUUGUAGCCAGACAGUCGCCGAGCCGUCCAAGUUCUAGCAGUGACGCUUACCAUACUACCGACUUUCACUUUGCUGUGCCCACUGUAUCCUCAAAUCAAGACGGCGCAUUGCGGCCUUUGCCACCUACAUCCACGAUCACCGGCACAGCCGAUGUGCCUCAAACCUCCGCCCUGGCCAGCCAUCGCAUCCUUCAAGGAAAAUGCCAAGUGUCAUACUGGAUCGAAGCGCAGUUUCUCCUUGACGGCCGACAAGUUGGCUAUGUACGGGAAGAUGUACGAAUCUCCUGGGCCUACCCUACUCUACGCGCAUAUCUGUUUAGAGGAUCGCCUCUAACUGUGCAAGCGACACCUGGCGUUGUCACGCGCUAUGUGUUCCAGAGCAGUCCUGAUCUUUCCUUGACGCUCUAUGGUCUAGACAUGCUGAUCAAGCGGGACUGCGAGACUGGGAGACCGCAAAGUACUCUCCUGACGGCAGCUUUGAAUAUCCGAUCUCCUGCCACAAAAGGCAAAACUUCAUUCGACCCUCGGCAAUCGAUACAAUGCUCUAUUAAGGCAAAAUGGGAACUAACCGUCCGCUUCACGAAUGUCUCCGCUGGUGGUACUGCCAAGAUACUUAAAGCAGGCGAGUCAAUCUGCAAGAAAAUCACACUGUCCGUUCAAAAGACGUCAAUUACAUUCCGCCCGUUAUUGUCCGAGAAGCAGGAUUCCCAAGCGUUAUCUGAUCCUCCUACCCACGUAGCAACAUCUCAGCUCAUUCUAUCGGUCCCUGAUGGAGUCUCUCAGCCCUCCUUCUGCUUCGACCAUCUCUCCAGGACAUAUGCCUUGGACCUCUCAUUCUCUUUCCACAACAUUCCAGGUGUCGCGAAACACUAUGUACACGUCAAAGCUCCUGUGAUGGUGAUGUCAUCUAGCGUUCUUGAUGAGGUUCUACCAAAGUAUAAGGCAGUGGCGGAUGAGGUCGAGACUCCUUGUCAAACAGAGUAUGCGGGGUUUACUGCAUUGCUGGCUUCAUCUUAA